UUUGAUUGUUAACCUCUAUAGCCAAUAUAGCCAAUAUUUUUCUUUGCUUACUCUCGAUGUCUGUUUCGUGAUGCCGGUAACAAUGGCUACUUUGGCUAUAUGAGAGCGGUCGAGAAACCACACGUAAAAGACAAAGGUAAAAUGGCAACAGGCUACACUCUUCCCUCCCUGACCACUGUAAUCUGUGGAGUAUUUACAGCUUACAUUAUCCAUUCUGCCUGGACCCUGGGACAGCUUUUCAUGCCACCAUCUUGUCCAGAAUAUUCUGAAUGUUUACACCCUCUUAUUGCUCAGGAACCAAAAUUUCAGCUCUUAGCCUUUACGUCGCAGAAAAAGAUGCCAGAAUAUGCUACAGACCUCAGACUGGUGCACAGGGUACAGCAGUUUGAUUAUUUAAAGGAACAAGAAGAGUUAGUAGAGGUUCUAUUACCUAAAAGAGUCAGAAAUAAUGGCUCCUUAUAUCUUCAUAUAUUCUUAACUUCACCCUCAGUUGACCCAGAGGAUUGGGGUAGUGUAGUCAAGGAUGACCUUGCUGUGUAUGCUAUGGCUCACCUUACGAAGUAUCAUAUUCCUGAAGCUGCGACAAUUAAUUUGCUUGGUGGAGAAGAGAAGAAGCAAAAACCCCAAUCAGGGAGAAAAAGACCAGUCACCCACUUCCAGUCGCUAAUAGUGUUUAACAUUCUUACUGAUCCUGUUAGUCUUCCUCGUAAUGCUGUGCCAUAUGAUAUAGGGCGCUCUCUCAGGUUGGAUUCCAAUGGACAGUACCUCCCAAUCCUGUAUGUGGAUAGUCUUAGUGCACGCUUAAGAGAUUUGGUGGAAGUAGAUUCUUCAAUGAAAGAGACAAACUUGACUCUAAAAUACAGCCCAAUAUCAUAUGGAAAAAUAAGAUUAUGGAUGCAGUUUGAAGCUGCACUGCAUCCUAUGGCACAUUUAGGAUUCUCAGAUAAGGACUUGGAUGAAGUGAAGGGCAUUUUCUCAGAUACAAACCUUUACUUCUUAUGUGUAACUUUUUUGGUUGCAGCCUUACAUAUGCUGUUUGAUUUCUUGGCAUUCAAGAAUGACAUAUCUUUCUGGCGGGGAAGAAAGACAAUGGAAGGAAUUUCUUCAUCUACAGUUGCUUGGCGAGCUUUCUCACAGAUCAUCAUUUUCUUAUACUUAUUAGAUGAAAAUACCAGCAUGUUGGUAUUAGUUCCCACUGGCAUAGGUGGAGUCAUAGAGCUAUGGAAAGUGACCAAAGCCUUCCAUAUCAAAUUUGAUAGCUGGAGGCCCAAGGUCACAAGUGCAAGAACCUCUGGUGAGAACACUACGGAGAAGCUUGACUCUGAAGGCAUAAAAUACCUUAGCUACUUGAUGUGUCCCCUGCUUGUGGGGCUGGCUGUAUAUUCACUACUGUAUACACCACACAAAAGGAACAUUAGUCUUGAAGCCUUAUAUAGAAAUAUAUCCUUACUGUCACAUUACUGGACUUCAGAAAUCGAGGGUGUGGAGCUACACUUCAGGUGUGGAGUCAUACUCAAACUGUUCUGUGGCAAAAAUGAAUGA
Messenger RNA from Penaeus indicus, 1542 nucleotides. Its product is annotated as lipid scramblase CLPTM1L-like. The record is from RefSeq and is a predicted model, not a curated record. The coding region runs from base 100 to 1542 and encodes 480 amino acids. The transcript has 11 exons. Lineage: Eukaryota; Metazoa; Arthropoda; Malacostraca; Decapoda; Penaeidae. Gene Ontology annotation, cellular component: endomembrane system; membrane.